ACGGAAUUUCGAAGCGACUCACUUGACGACGGUGAUCAGAAUUAUGACCCGGAACACGUUUCUGACUGAAAUACGACUUGAAACAUGACGAUUGAAGCCGCCCCGAACAUAACGCAAACCCUAACUAGCCUUUUCGAGGAAAUGCUUCUGGAAACGGAAGCUUCAAGCCACAAUGAAAGUAAUCUCGACCUGUCACAUUUCCUGUCGGCCUUACGAGUGCAAUCGAACAGCAGCAACCAUGAGCCCCUGGACUUCGGCACCUUGAUUAGGCUGGUCGAUGGAUUUCGGAAUAAACUAAAUUUAAGCCGGCCCAUUGAGCCAGCGUGUACGUAUUGCGAUGGGAACAUCAGGGAUGUUAUCUUGGCCUAUAAUAGUAUACACGGAUACAUCAGUCUUAUCGUAUGCUUCUUCGGGAGCUUAGCCAACACAUUAAAUGUGGCAGUCCUGACGAGAAGGGAUCUGGCUGCGGCGCCUAUCAACCGUCUUCUGAAGUGGCUAGCUGUAGCCGAUGUCUUCGUCAUGCUGGAGUAUGUGCCGUUCGCCAUAUAUAGAUAUUUGAUACUACCCGGUCAAAGAGAGAUGCCAUACAAAUGGGCAGCCUAUCUUCUAUUUCACAUGCAUUUUACUCAGAUUUUCCACACGGCUUCAAUAUGUCUCACGCUUUCCUUAGCCGUUUGGAGAUACGUGGCUAUCAAGUACUCAGAUAAGAAUCACAUUUUGUGUACGGAAAGGCGAUGUAGCACGGCUAUUUUGAGUAGUUUCAUAAUACCACCUGUGCUUUGUAUACCCACGUAUAUGGUAUUUGACAUUCACACGGCGGUCGUAUUGGAACCAACAGGUCCGAUGAUCCUUUACCACGUAGAUUCUGAUGAGGAGGGGGGGUUGUACCAAAUAAACUUCUGGGUACACGCGGUACUGAUAAAGCUGCUGCCGUGCUGUUUACUGACAGUAAUCAGCUUAUGGCUGAUCAGAGAGGUGUACAGUGCUAAUCAGCAUCAAAAAAAAAUUAGAGUUUACAACGCCUGUCCGAGCAACAACAAAGCAAUCAAACGACAAUACAAAGCCGACAGGAGAACUAAUAGAACAACGAAGAUGCUCGUGGCUGUGCUAUUACUGUUCCUGGUUACCGAACUACCCCAAGGAAUAUUGGGUUUGUUGAGUGGGAUUUUGGGGCGUUGUUUCUUCAAGCGUUGCUACGAUUUGUUCGGGGAACUGAUGGAUGCUUUGGCUUUGUUGAACGGGGCGAUUAACUUCGUGUUGUACUGUUCGAUGUCGCGGCAAUUCCGUAUGACGUUUGGACAAAUGAUGUGGCGCGCUCAUCUACACCGCUGGUCGCCGCCGCAGGCUUCUCACUCAGACGGACAAACCACAGCAAAGUCAUCGGUACCUUGAGGAAGGAUUUUACAAGAGAAACACGCAAAUGUAUUAGAUCAUUUCUUGUGAAUUCAUCAUUCAAUAAAGACGACGAAUUUCAACUUAAAAUAAAGUUGAAUUACGUUAGCGGUUACGGAGUAAAUGUACUACUAGUAAUAUUUAAAUCAGUGAUUAAUGAAAUGUUUACAGAACUUUUAGUAUCUUGAUUUUGGUAAUUAC
Molecule: messenger RNA, 1593 nt
Organism: Bombyx mandarina (wild silkworm)
Lineage: Eukaryota; Metazoa; Arthropoda; Insecta; Lepidoptera; Bombycidae
Gene: NGR-A3
Product: neuropeptide receptor A3
Biological process (GO): G protein-coupled receptor signaling pathway
Cellular component (GO): plasma membrane
Molecular function (GO): G protein-coupled peptide receptor activity
Source: RefSeq, a predicted model, not a curated record